This is a messenger RNA of Erigeron canadensis, 1096 nucleotides long. Its product is annotated as FCS-Like Zinc finger 8-like. NCBI's taxonomy places the organism in Eukaryota, Viridiplantae, Streptophyta, Magnoliopsida, Asterales, Asteraceae. The coding region runs from base 185 to 922 and encodes 245 amino acids. The record is from RefSeq and is a predicted model, not a curated record. The transcript is spliced from 2 exons.
AAAAAAGAGAAAGGUUUUUUAUCAAUCAUUGCACAAACCCAUAAACAACUUUCUUCCCCUUUUCAUGUGUUCAUAAAAAUUCAUCUCUACUUGUUAAUAUAUUCAUACUCCCUUUCUUUCUGCAACUAAAUCAAAUUCACUACUUUGAAAACCAGAAAAGUUUUCAAUCCAAAAAAGCACUUCAAUGGCUACUAUCCAAAACCAAAACCAGCCCACUAAACCACUUCCAUCAUUUCUUGGUUCUCCAAGGCUUUUCACUAACAUUUUCAUGACCAAAAGUCUUUAUGAUUCAGAAUCUUCAUCACCAACUUCAGUUCUUGACACAAAACCACUAUUUACAAAAUUUGGAACUAACCCAUUUGGAUACAAACAAAACCAAGUAAAACCCACAAAAAUCUUUGAAGAAAUCAAACACCCUUUUGAGAAUUCUGAAAAUGGUAUUGCACUUGCUCUUCAAGAGAACACUAAAGAUAGCAUCUUUAAGCCUAAUAAUACUAUAAGUAGAAAGGUUUUAUUUGCAUCAAACUUAAAGAUCCAAAUCCCAACACACCCACAAGAAAAUUGUCAUGAUUUUGGGAUCAAGACCCGGAAUUUGCAGAUUCCGGGUCAUUUGAGUCCAAUUAUAUCCGGGCCAGUUAGAGGUUCAAUGGAUGGUCUGUCUUUGAGUGAAAUGGAGCUGUCUGAGGAAUAUACAAGAGUCAUCUCAUAUGGGUCUAACCCGAAAACAACCCAUAUUUAUGAUAACUGUGUUGUGGAUCCUGACCGGAAAUCUCCAUGGCAGAGCUUCCUUAGUUUCUGUCACACUUGCAAGAAAAAUCUUGAAGAUGGUUGUGACAUUUUCAUGUACAGGGGUGAGAAAGCUUUUUGCAGUGAGGAAUGCAGAUGUCAAGAAAUGAUUUUGGAUGGAUUUAUCAACCCAUAGCAAGCAAUUGUGGUUUAGGACUACUUAAAUAUAUGCUAUGUUUCUCCAUGAGUAACCAGUUUAGAGCUGGUUUAGUUUUCUUGAGUCCAAUAAAUGUGAAAUAUGUAUAAAAGGUUAGUUGGAGUGAGUUACCUUUUAAUAAAGGGAUAAUAAAUCUACAAAUAAAAUUUGUUA